Lepus europaeus (European hare) is the source of this 1560-nucleotide messenger RNA. RefSeq names its product cyclic GMP-AMP synthase (gene CGAS). Gene Ontology annotation, molecular function: RNA binding; 2',3'-cyclic GMP-AMP synthase activity; chromatin binding. Gene Ontology annotation, cellular component: cytosol; site of double-strand break; nucleus. The record is from RefSeq and is a predicted model, not a curated record. Lineage: Eukaryota; Metazoa; Chordata; Mammalia; Lagomorpha; Leporidae. The transcript has 7 exons. The coding region runs from base 1 to 1545 and encodes 514 amino acids. Gene Ontology annotation, biological process: cellular response to exogenous dsRNA; DNA damage response; positive regulation of type I interferon production.
AUGGAUCCCCGGGCCGGAAAGAAGACGCGGGCAUCUUCGAAGGCCGGGGCCGCCGCCGCCAAGGUGUCGGCGCAGGCUGUGAGCGACGCCGCCCUGUCAGAGCUCAACGACUCUCCCGCGGCCCGCAGGGCGCCCCUGCCCCCGGCGGGGAGCUGCGCUCCGGCCAGGGAGAAGGGACCGAAGGGCCGCGCGCCCAGAGCCUGCGCCCAGAAGGCAGCCCCGCGCGCGGAGGCCGCCGCGCCCCCGGCCGCUGCCGCCGCCGUCCGGGUACCGACACAGGUGCUUCCUGCGGAGCGGCCGGAGCCUCCCGAGGCCGCGGCGCCGCCGGCUUCCAGGGCAGGAUCUCGCCGCAAGGCGGGUGAGCGCUCCGCUCGCGAGCAGAGCCCCCCGUCCGGGUCCCACGAGGCGCUCCGACCCGGCGCGUCGGUUCAGACCCCGGGUCUUAGCCGGAGCGAGGUGGCGCCGGGCGGCUGGAAGCCCCAGAAGGUGCUGGAGAGAUUAAAGCUGAAACGCCAGGAGAUCUCGGAGGCGGCGGCGAUCGUGAACAGCGUGGUGGGCCGCCUGUUGCAGAGGCUGCAGAACCUCGAGUGGGAGUUCAAAGACGUCGCGCUGCUGCACACCGGGAGCUACUACGAGCGCGUGAAGAUUUCUGCUCCUGAUGAGUUUGAUGUCAUGUUUAAACUGGAAGUCCCCAGAAUUCAGCUAGAAGAAUAUUGCAACAGUGGUGCUCAUUACUUCGUGAAGUUUAAAAGAAAUCCCAAGGGAAGUCCUCUAAAUCAGUUUUUAGAAAAUGAAUUAUUAUCUGCCUCGAAGAUGCUGUCAAAGUUUAGGAAAAUCAUUAUGGAAGAAAUUAAAAGCAUUGAAGAUACAGAUGUUGCCGUGGAGAGGAAGAGAAGAGGAAGUCCUGCUGUAACGCUUAUUAUUAAAAAACCUCGAGAAAUAUCUGUGGAUAUAAUCCUGGCUUUGGAAUCAAACAGUAGCUGGCCUGCUAGCACCGUGGAAGGCCUGCCUAUCAAACCCUGGCUUGGUUCAGACGCUAGGAAGCGACUAAGACAAAUGCCAUUUUACCUUGUGCCUAAGCACGCAAAGGAAGGAAAUGGGUUUCAAGAAGAAACAUGGCGGCUGUCCUUCUCUCACAUUGAGAAGGAAAUUUUAAACAAGCACGGCCAAAAAAAAACAUGCUGUCAAAGUGAAGAACAGAAGUGCUGCAGGAAAAGUUGCUUAAAGCUAAUGAAAUACCUUUUGGAACAGCUGAAAAAGAAGUUUGAAAGCCGCAGACUGGGCCCAGACCGAGCCAUGAUUCCGGAAAUGGAGUGGAUGAGCCAGGCCCUGUUGAGGGUGGAACCAGUGGACUCCGAGGAUUUGGUGGAAGUCACGGUCCACGGACGGCCCCGAGUGCAGAACCGGGUGAAGAGCAUUCUCCUGAGCCUGGCGUCAUGGCACCGAGAACGUCGUGCGGGGCGAGCUGAGAAGAUGAAGCACCUUGAGGAGUUCCUGAAGACUCGUUCGUCGGGGCCGGACGCUCCCCUGCAUCUGGAUACUUAGAGCAGCAGGACUGUG